AUGCAAUAUUUGCAAGUUCUGCCCUCUGAGAAGGUAUUCAUACCUAUGGAAGCAUUUGAUGCUUAUGAAGCAUGGAGGAAGCACUUCCAUGUGGAUAAACCAGUGAAGCCUGUAGGAGUUGAUACUGCAAACAAUAUGAUUAUGCAGGCCAGAUAUGAGAGGGAGUUUAAGGAUUAUGAAGAGCAGCUGUCAGCUUGGAACAGGUCCAUGACCUGGUUCUUCAAGAAUGCAGUGGAGAAAUUGAAGGGUAUCGUCAUGCGACCAAAUGCCUGGCUGAAGUUGGGAUGUUCUGUUGAAGAUGAUAGUACCACUCAGGCUCAUUCACAGUUGCGGCAGAUGUACAUCCCACAAGCAACCUUUUUGCUCAUGGAUGUACUUAGCAAGACAGGUCGAUCUGGUGAUGCCCUCCGGAUCUGCAACUGGAUUGCCUCUCCCCGACACAGCGUCCACAAGGUGAGGGUUGUCUACAUGACUGGUGAGACCAAGAUCAUGAGUGAGACUGUGGAGAAGGAGAACCCGAAUGGAGGUUUUAGGGACAUGUUCUCAGAAUAUCCUCAUCCCUUUCCAGUUGUGAAAGAGACUUGGGAAGUUCCAACCAAAGACUUCCUUGAGGCUUCCUCUGGAAUCAUCAGUAUUAUUGAUGCACUUGGCAAGAUUUUCUAUAUGGUACGGAGUGAUAUCAAUAAAAACAUUUCGGACCUGAAAGUGUACUAUGAGCAGGACAAGGAGAAGUUUUCCACGCUGAAGGCCAUUGUAGAGUCUGAAGGGAGUGUCCAUGGAUCAGGAACAACCAGUCUUCUCUGGCUCAAAAGGGGUUUGGAAUUGACCUGCACCUUCCUCCGCUACUUGCUUGAGGAUUAUGAUUCUGGGAUGCUGUCAAAUGGGAUCUCAGACAUCAUGCGAAGAGCAUACACAGAGACCCUCCAGAAGCAUCAUCCAUGGAUCGUCAAAAACCUAGUUUCGAUGCUUCUCAGUGCACUGCCAAACCGACAUGGUGUCAUCACAAAGCUGACUUAUGGUGCUGAUGGGCCGGAGGCUGAGAAGCUGUUGAUGGAAAACUUGCGUACCUGGCUAGCCAAUUUCUCCUCCUGCCUCCAUGAAGUAUCUGAUAUGUAUAUCAGUAAGGGCUUGGAGUCAUAGGUCUCUGCCUAUAGAAAUCAUAUCAGGUUGCAACACCGUAGACAAUCCUUAAAGUGCUAUAUGCUCUGGCUUUCUUGUCUGUAGCUGUGAUACAUAUUGUUCCUCUCAUGUAAUGAAGUAGGCCUGUCAAAUCAUUCUAAUGUUGCCUGGAAUGGUUAAGGCCUUAUCUUUCUCAAGUCAUUUUUCCAUUUCAUAAGCAUUUAGAGUAUGCAUUGGAGACCUUUUCUCUCACAGUC
Molecule: messenger RNA, 1376 nt
Organism: Darwinula stevensoni
Lineage: Eukaryota; Metazoa; Arthropoda; Ostracoda; Podocopida; Darwinulidae
Source: the annotation of a GenBank genome assembly